Messenger RNA from Contarinia nasturtii (swede midge), 3173 nucleotides. RefSeq lists its product as uncharacterized. The transcript is spliced from 6 exons. Lineage: Eukaryota; Metazoa; Arthropoda; Insecta; Diptera; Cecidomyiidae. The record is from RefSeq and is a predicted model, not a curated record. Gene Ontology annotation, molecular function: RNA 7-methylguanosine cap binding; hydrolase activity. Gene Ontology annotation, cellular component: P-body; nucleus. The coding region runs from base 257 to 2644 and encodes 795 amino acids. Gene Ontology annotation, biological process: deadenylation-dependent decapping of nuclear-transcribed mRNA.
UUCCACUCGUGGUUUUCAAAGUUUGUAGUCACAAUUUUAUUUGAAAAAAAAGCUAAAAAAGAACGAUUUUGUUGAUGUUGAAAGCCGUGUGUUGACAACGGUAAAUGUAAGAUUUAAGUGUUAAGAGAUCUAAUUUUUCUUUUGCUUAGAAGAAGACGAAGAAGAAAAUUAAGAAGAGAAAUUGUGUGAGUUUAUGUGCGUAUAUUUUGAAUAUUGUUAAAUUGCGGAAAAACACAAAGCAAAACAAAUAGAAAACAUGGCAGAUAAAUAUGAUUUAUCAAAAUUUCGAUUGGAACGCAUUUUAAAUAACAACAGCGAAACAAAAACCAUCUGUAUCUUGGGCACAUUCCCGUCCGAAUUAGCGGCUGACACAAGGUAUCCAGCUAUUGUUGUACUCGAAAAAACUGCGUUCACCGACUAUAAUGUUAACACGGCAAUCAAUGAUGAUGGUGAUGAUGAUGAUGAGAACCAAUGCAAAUCAUACUUUAGUCAUGAGCAGGGACUGUCGCGAGAUAUUUAUAGUGUAAAGUUGAACAUAAUUUCCCCAUGCACGGAGACACACAUUCAAAAGUAUUCAUCGCAAGAAAUCUUUAUCAUGUUGGAAACACCGUAUCUGUAUAAAACCGUCACUGAAUCACGAUUACAGCUCGAAUCUGAACUAUUCACCUUGGAUUGGGUCUACAAUAUCCUCGAGCAUAAAAACGAAGCGGAUCGUAUAAUCGUCGAAGAUCCAUGCAAGACGCUUGGAUUUAUCCUAUUGCCUGAUUUUAAGUGGGAUGGAACUUUGGAAACAUUCUAUGCCAUUGCUAUUGUUCAUCAAUUAAAUUUGAAAUCGUUACGAUCAUUGGCUGCUGAACAUUUACCACUGCUUCGAAAUAUUCAGACAAAAAGUGUUACUUCUAUCAAAACAAAGUACGGCUUGGAUUCAUCACAAUUGCGUAUUUACGUACAUUAUCAACCGUCAUUUUAUCAUUUACAUGUCCAUUUUACAUAUCUAAAAUAUGAAGCGCCUGGAAUUCAUUGCGAAAGAAGUCACAUGCUCAGCACCGUGAUCAAUAACAUCGAAUUGGUAUCCGAUUACUAUCAACGUGCAACAACAAAUCGGUUGUCAUUUUUCAUCCUCGAGUAUGUCGCCGCAAAAAUAUACGGGAGGAAACGAAGUCGGCAAAUUACAAGUGAAAGUAGCUUCAAAGAUUUCAAAUUAGCAGUCAUAGGGGACGAUUUCGUACAAAAUGCAGUUAAAAGUCUCCAUUCGGGUGAAACAUCGCGGAAUAUAGUCGAGAAACUAUCACGUGCUGCAAACAUUUCGGAAUUCAUUGCUGUAUCGGAGACCCAUCGCAUGCUAAUUCAGCGUUUUCUCUACGAAUGGAACUAUGUGCCGGCCCAAGAUUCUCCAAAGCAUAUUUUAAAUGCACUCAAUGAUGAUUGUAUUCAAGAGAUUCUGCGAAAAUUGACAGAUCCAAGUGAUUUCUUAAGCGCAGCCGAAACGUGUCGUGACUUUCAAGAGAAUGCACUACAAUGCUACCCACGGAAUUUCAAAGAGUUGUCUUUGUCACUUGAAAAUAAAUCAGUUGGCCGCUACACUGCAUUCCCUUUGAAGCACGCAUCAAAUUUUCUAAAAAUCUUCGGUCAUUUGAUCCUGUAUAUGGAAUUAAUUUCUGAUUUUGAAGAUGGUACAAUAGAUAUGAUCGCUAAAAAUUGUGGCGAAACAUUAAUUUACAUGUAUAUUGAAGGCCAUGAAAAUACUAAGAGCAAUUUUAAUGACUUGUCGCAUUUCAAAACCUUAAUAGACAUUAACAUUUCUUCUAUUUCAAUGGAUAAUGUUGAAUUACCUGAAAAUUUGGAAUGCAUAAAUUUGACUGGCGUAAAGGUCCAAGCAGAUUUGCAAUGUAUCAUGAAAAAAUUCCCAAAAUUGAAAUAUGCUUAUUUUGAUAAAGUUGAUAAUCUAAAUGACGCGGCGUUCAAUGCAUUCAUCAUGCUUAAUCCACAAAUAGAAAUGCUUUUAAUUGUUGAUAUUCAAAAUCUCUCAUUUUCAGCUAUCAAUAGUAUCAGCGAUCGUUUACCAAAUCUUGUGGAUUUGAGAAUUGAUUGCCAAUUCUUGGCCACACAUGAAUACAAUGAAUUAGUGAUGCAUUUUAAACAAUUUCAACAAUUGAGACAUCUAGCAAUAGGUGUUGAAAUUGAUCUGUUCAUUCCAGCAGUUACUUCAAUCGAUUCGAUUGUUACGAACAUACCCAAAAUUGAGACGCUACGACUUGUGGGUUUUCUUAAUUUUGACCAAACUCUACCCGGUUUACUUCAAUUGGAUGAGCUCAAAUUAUUAGAUAUGUAUUGUUUUGAUUAUGUUCCUUUUAAUACAAUCCUUGAAUUAGUCAAAGCAUCACCUACAUUGAAAGAUAUUAGAUUCAACUGUUUUACGAUUAGCGUAUCAGAAAUAAUGAAUAUUUUGGAAUACAGCAAAAAUUUGAAUACGCUUGAAAUAUGGAUUAAUAAAAUGGAUAUGGUUUUAUCGGUUUACAAUUCAAUUUUGGCACUAAUUAAAGGACGUCUCGAAGUUGUUCUUCGAAUAACUGAUGGAAAUAUUGAUGAGAAUAUUUUUAAACAAAAUAUGCAACGAUUGAAAAUAACAUUGAAUGACGACUGAGCUUUCAUAGAUUGUUCGGAAAAAACAACUAAUACAGCUGUGUGACGGUGUGACAAGCCACAGGACAGCUCAGUCCUCUACAUUCAUAUUUCCGUUCCUUCCCAGGUCACUCUGUUUUAUGUCUAUUAAGAAUUCUAAAAUAUAUAAAAAUGAAAAUUUGAAUUUUUCAUCUAAUUUUAAUGAAUAAUUAUAAGUGCUAUUAUUAUUAUUUACCAUUAUCUGGUGGGCACACUAUUUGAUUCAUAUUCUAUAACAGAAUGAAAAUUGAGAUAUAGAUUAAUUAAUUUUAAUGGAAAAAAUUAAAAACGUGGAAUUUGCCUGAUCCAUUUUCAGGAUUUGAAUUUCAGAACAACAAAAAGAUGACACAAUCAAAGCAAUUCCCAACAAUGAGAUUGAACAAGACGAUAGUGAUGUCUGGCAAUGACAUCGUUGGAAGAAAUAGUAAAAAAAAGUCAGAGCUAAUUAUAACAUGUUUAUCUUUAUUUAACAACUUUGACCUUUCAAACAAAAUAUAUGAACAUGUCAUUAA